AUGAAUUUACUUGAUAAAGUUCGCCAUGAUAAAGAACGCAAAAUAGCAUUGGAACAUGCUCAGAUUGAAAGAAAAACUGGUGUAAGGGGAUCUUUAUGGGAACGACCCCAAAAACUGAAGCAAAGAUGUCCUUGUGAGCCAACCUAUGAGCUUCAUAGAACAGCUGCUGAGAAAGGUCGUCCAAGGAUAUUGGAACAUGUUGGAGUUCCUGAUUACAUUCAGCAAACCGAAAUGGGAAUAAUUGGCGAGUCUGUCCGUAAUCCAUGCACUCAUUUAAACGCUGAGUAUGAAAUGUACAGAGAUUACCGUGAAGGGCAGCUUACUGAGAAGUUGAAGAAAAUUGACCCUUUCAGGCCAGAUAUAGACAAUUUAAUAGUAAGGGGCAGAACUCCUUCACCACCACCCAAACAAUACCCUGUACUUCCAGAAAUUGUUAUUAAAGAUGAUGAUGAUCCUCCUGGAGAACCACUUAAUGCAGUGUAUGCUUUAAAAAUCAAUAAUACAGUAUUCUACAGACCAGUACCUGGACACGGUCUUUUUCAUGUUCCAAAGUUCCAAGAAGAUGAAAAUCAUGAGGAAUGCUCUACUUGGACCUAUUAUUUUAAUGUCCCUGCCAAAAGAGCUGGUAGGUGCAAGCUGACUAUGGAGAAUCUUGGAACCGUAACUAUAAGGUACUGUUGGAAGAAAAUCAAACGAAAUAUACCUUUCAUACCUGAAGAUGCAUACGAACAAGUAUUCUUUUUUAAUAAAAAUGAAGACAUAAUAUCGCCUGGUCAGACUAAAGAAAUAGCUUUCACAUUUAUAGCUGACAAAGCUGGUAUUUACAUUGAAGACGUGAAGAUGAUAAAUAGAAAAGUUCGGGCUCUCAAAAAACAAAUUAACAAGAAAGCGAAUCUUAACAUGGCAAUUAGUAUUAUGGAGAUGACAGAAGUGGGUAAAAUGAAAGACCUGUACACAGAAAUGCUUCCAGAUAAAGAAUGGGACCUAUCGAUAUCUACUUGGAGAGAGGUGAUGAUGGAAAAAGAAUACGAAGAUAGAAUGAAAUAUUAUCAGUUACUACGUCUAUCUCACUCGGAAUGCUUGAAACCUUGGACUGAGGGCGAUGGUGUAGAGAAAGAGAAAUUCCGUACAAUACAAUAGUUGUGUGCUGGAGUACUGAGCAGCUUAGAUUUGAACAGAUGGAUCGAAUUUGAUUUCUGUCGUCAUCUUGAUUAG
This is a messenger RNA of Spodoptera littoralis (African cotton leafworm), 1215 nucleotides long. Lineage: Eukaryota; Metazoa; Arthropoda; Insecta; Lepidoptera; Noctuidae. The record is from the annotation of a GenBank genome assembly.